Messenger RNA from Zingiber officinale, 883 nucleotides. Its product is annotated as tetraspanin-19-like. Lineage: Eukaryota; Viridiplantae; Streptophyta; Magnoliopsida; Zingiberales; Zingiberaceae. The coding region runs from base 66 to 680 and encodes 204 amino acids. Gene Ontology annotation, cellular component: membrane. The record is from RefSeq and is a predicted model, not a curated record. The transcript is spliced from 6 exons.
CCCCCUUUAUUUCGUCGUCUUUCCUCAAUUCCUAUAGCAUUGUUCGUGGGAGUAUUCCGUCGGAGAUGGGGAGGAUCCUCCGAAGCUGUCUGCAGUCGAUGCUGAAGAUGGUCAACUCGGUGGCGGGACUUGUUGGGGUGGCGUGCAUCCUCUAUGGCCUCUGGAUGGUGAGGGUAUGGCACCGCGAAACCCAUGCCGAUCCCACGCUGCCCUGGUUCAUUUACACCUCUCUUGGCCUAGGAGUUUCAUUAUGCUUGAUAACAUGCUUUGGUCAUAUUGCUGCAGAAACAUCUAAUGCCCACUGCAUUUCUUUCUACAUGAUUUUAAUUUUCUUGCUUAUUAUGUUGGAAGCUGCAAUAACUGCAGAUGUAAUUCAGAAUAAAGAUUGGGAGGAGGAUUUUCCCGAAGACACAACUGGGAGAUUUAAUGAGUUUAAGAAUUUCAUUAGAUCAAACUUUGAGUUGUGCAAAUGGGUUGGUUUGGUUGUUGUAGCUGCACAGGCGAUCUCCAUCUUCUUGGGCAUGAUUCUCAAAGCUGUUGGUUCAAACAGCGGAAGCAACUACGACAGCGAUGAUGAUUCUGUGAAUGCAAGGCUUCCCCUCUUAAGGAACCAGGUUCAGCAAGGAGCAACAUAUGCCACUGAUCUUCAUGUUCCAUACAAAAGUGAGCCUUGGAAUUGAUUUCAGGGUGUGUCCACCGAGAGUGAAUGGCCUGUAAAUAACGCAACCAAGAACAUAUCAGUAUUUCAUGGAGGCAACUCUUUAUUUGUUUGAGACAUGAUCCUAUUGAUCGAUCAGUGUUAUUUUGUGUGGUAGUGUGUAUGUAUAAAUCUGAUUUACAAUGUAUUCUUAUUGCAUAUAUUGAGUUUCAUAUUGCUUUAAAA